AUGCCACGAUAUUCAAGAAAGCGACGAGAAAUUCCUUUUUAUGCUGGGAUUCUUGAAUACGGUUACGAGAUUUCGAUUGUCUACGCUUUUCAGCUGCGCAAAGGCGAUAUAAAAUGCGGGCGAAUCGGUACUUGGACGAAUCCUUCUUACACGAUCAAGAAUCCCCACUAUGCUGCGCUCAAAUCGCUUGAAAAGCUAUUCGAGCAUAUUGCUGCGCGACACGACUUCAACAAGAGAAAAAUCCGCAUCGUGGCUUACUGGGACAGCCAGAUUCGAAAUGGCUACUCUAGCUUGAAAAACUCGCUCGAAACGAAUAUGAAAAAAUACGAUGUGCAGCUUGUCUCUGUUCCCGGAAAAAUGUGGCGAAGCCCGGAACAUGUGAAGACUUACGGCUUGAUUAAAAAUUUUGCUGAAUCUUGCGUUUGA
Molecule: messenger RNA, 426 nt
Organism: Oikopleura dioica
Lineage: Eukaryota; Metazoa; Chordata; Appendicularia; Copelata; Oikopleuridae
Source: the annotation of a GenBank genome assembly